AUGGCGCCGCUCUCCCUCUCCCUCCUCCUCCUCCUCCCCCUCCUCCUCCUACUCCUCACCCCAUCCCCAGCAGCCGCACGCUUCACCUGCAACGCCAAAUCCCGUGCAACCACCUGUCAGGCCCUCAUCUCCUACACGCCGCCACCCAACGCCACCACCACCCUCCGCGACGUCCGCACCCUCUUCCAGCUCCGCUCCCACCGAGCCCUCCUCGCCGCCAACGCCCUCCCGCUCACCACCCCGCAGACCGCGCCCUCCCCCUCCCCCAUCCGCGUGCGCCUCCCGUGCCUCUGCUCCGGCGGCGCCGGCGCCACCUUCCAGCGGCCCACCUACACGGUCCGCGCGGGGGACACGCUCGACGCCGUCGCGCGCGGCGUCUUCGCGGGCCUCCUCACCUACCGCGACAUCGCCGCCGCCAACAACGUGUCAGACCCCAACCGCGUCGCCGUCGGCCAGGACCUCCGCGUGCCGCUCCCCUGCAGCUGCGACCCCGUCGGUGGGGUGGGGGUGGUGCACCUCGCCUACGUCGUGCCUGCCGGGAGCUCUAUUGCGGGCAUUGCCGAGGAGCACGGCACCACCGAGCAGACGCUGCUCCAGCUCAACCGCUUGCCCGACGCCAAGAGCCUACUCGCAGGCCAGGUCCUCGACGUGCCGCUACGAGUUUGCUCGUCUGCCAUUAGCAACACUGCCAUAGACAGCAACCUCCGCGUCCCCAACGCCAGCUACAUCCUCACGGCCAACAACUGCAUCAUGUGCGGCUGCAGCUCCAACACUUGGCAGCUAGACUGCCAGCCGACACAGGGGCUAACUUCAGCCGUCUGCCCGGUGGCGAAAUGCGGAGACCUGUUCCUAGGGAACACGUCGGUGACGACCUCCCCAGCCUCGCCCUGCGAGGGCACGGCGUGCCUCUACGCGGGAUACACCAACACCACCUCGUUUACCAUCCUUACGAACCUCACCUCCAGCUCCAUGUGCGACGCUGCUGGGUUGUCGCCGGCCGCACAACCGUCCCACUCAUCGGCGUCCGGAUUGGGGUUGCCGGCACUGUGGAGUUGGUCUGGGCUUGUCGUCGGCAUCCACAUUGUUCUGCUGUGCCUCGUUUCUGCACCGUGA
Lolium rigidum is the source of this 1113-nucleotide messenger RNA. Its product is annotated as chitin elicitor-binding protein-like. The transcript has 4 exons. The record is from RefSeq and is a predicted model, not a curated record. NCBI's taxonomy places the organism in Eukaryota, Viridiplantae, Streptophyta, Magnoliopsida, Poales, Poaceae. Bases 1 to 1113 code for a protein of 370 amino acids.